This is a messenger RNA of Neopsephotus bourkii (Bourke's parrot), 2307 nucleotides long. It is a transcript of the gene KITLG, whose product is annotated as KIT ligand. Gene Ontology annotation, molecular function: stem cell factor receptor binding; cytokine activity. The transcript is spliced from 10 exons. The record is from RefSeq and is a predicted model, not a curated record. NCBI's taxonomy places the organism in Eukaryota, Metazoa, Chordata, Aves, Psittaciformes, Psittacidae. Gene Ontology annotation, biological process: cell adhesion; positive regulation of cell population proliferation. Bases 266 to 1123 code for a protein of 285 amino acids. Gene Ontology annotation, cellular component: plasma membrane.
GGAGGCAGAUCGGAGAUAUAAAAGACCUGGCCAGGCGCCCGCGGUGCCUCCAGUCAGUGCGGACGCUCACGCCGGAGAGAGCGGGCGUAGCGGAGCGCGCAGAGCGGCGACGGGGGGCAGCAGCGCAGGCAGAGGCAGCGUGGGGCUCGCCGUGGGCAACCCCAAUGCGUGGACUAUCCGCUGCUGCGUUAUGCUGGAGCUACAGUUCCGCUGAAGGGAGUUUGCGCACGGCCGGCUGGGCUGGACUGCAGCGCUGCUGUUCCUUAUGAAGAAGGCACAAACUUGGAUUAUCACUUGCUUUUGUCUUCAACUGCUCCUACUUAAUCCUCUUGUCAAAGCCCAGAGUUCCUGCGGGAAUCCAGUGACAGAUGAUGUGAAUGACAUUACAAAAUUGGUUGGAAAUCUCCCAAAUGAUUAUAUGAUAACCCUUAAAUAUGUCCCGAAGAUGGAUAGUCUGCCUAGUCACUGUUGGUUGCAUUUGAUGGUGCCUGAAUUUUCAAGGAGUCUACAUAGUCUUCUCCAGAAAUUUUCAGAUAUUUCAGAUAUGUCUGAUGUUUUAAGCAACUAUUUAAUCAUCAAUAAUCUCACAAGGAUAAUUAAUGAUCUUAUGGCAUGCCUGGCUUUUGAUAAAAAUAAGGAUUUUGUAAAAGAAAAUGGUCACCUUUAUGAAGAAGGUCGCUUCAUUCCUGAGGAUUUUUUUAGGCACUUUAAUAAUACCAUUGAGGUCUACAAGGAGUUUGCAGAUAUACUGGAUAAGAAUGACUGCAUUCUACCUUCAACAGUAGAAACACCAGAGAAUGAUUCCAGAGUCGCUGUCACAAAAACAUUUUUGUUUCCUCCUGUUGCUGCCAGCUCCCUUAGGAAUGACAGCAUUGGCAGUAACGCUAGCAAUAACAAGGAGGCACUUGGCUUCAUUAGCAGCUCCAGCCUGCAAGGAAUCAGCAUAGCACUGACAUCAUUGCUGUCUCUUCUUAUGGGGUUUAUUUUGGGAGCCAUAUACUGGAAGAAAACACAUCCCAAAUCCAGACCAGAAAGUGGUGAAGUUACACAGUGUCAUGACUGUCAAGAGGAAAAUGAGAUAAGUGUGUUGCAGCAAAAAGAAAAGGAACAUCUACAAGUGUAGCUGUUGGUUUUUCUCCCUCAACACUGUUACUGUUUUGUGUACUGGCAGGUAACAGUUCCAUGUUCGCUUCAUAAAUGAAGCAGCUUUAAGCACAUUCGUAUUCCUUCUGGAGUGACAGACUGAGUCUGCAUCUGUUGUUGCUGCCCAUGACUCCAUAGACAUGCUAUAGAAAUCAGGACAAUUUGUGUUUGUUACUGUGAAACCACCACUGAAUUGACAAGAAGAGUGUGUGCUUAGCAAGACUGUGUCUAUGUGAACAUCUACCUUGUUUGGCAUUUGGGGAUUUGUAAUUGCAUUGAAACUUGCAGCUGACUCUGGCAAACAAAGUACAUGUCCUGAACAAAAAGCAUCUUUCAAAUGCCUCCAACUGUGUGUAACCAUUGAAAGUCAUAAAUACUUUUGCAUCCUUAAUUUAAUUUCUGUGUCCUCUACCUUACCUUGGUGUCUUCAGAUGGAGUUUUCUGAACUGAGAGAAAACAGAAAUGGAUACAGAUAACAUACUCUUCGAUGUUGUGUAUAAAACUUGAAAACAAAGUCAUGCAAUGGACCAUGUUCUAGCCUUUACUUAUAAGGAGUGGUUUUUGCCUGGCAAAAGUAAUGUAUACAGCAACAUGUGGUGUCUGUUGGGUGCCAGGUGGCUAGUUGCUCACCCCAGAAAUCCUCAAGAACUCAUCAGCCUUGGUGGUCUCUGUUUAGGAGAAGCAAAUAGUGGAUGAGGACAAAGUAAACAGGAGGUGAAUGUACAUAAUGGAGCUCCAAAGCGUUAAGAGUAAUUGCUGGGUAUGUGAACACUGCUGAAAUUUCCAGCCAUGCCAAUGGAAGGGAAAGAGUCUGAAUUGCGUUCAAACAUCAGAAUAAAGACAAACCUAUGAAAUGCAUUUUAAAUGCUGAAGAUGCAUGCCAUUUGUACCUUGUCUUUAAACAUAUAGCGUAGAAAAUCUGAAAGAUCCUGAGUGUAUUUAGCUUUUACUUACAUCAGCUGUAAUUAAUGUUUGCAUUGUGUUUUAAGUGUUUAGUAAGCUUUAAUAUCCUGUCAUUCUCCACUCUUAAAGUUAAUUCUCUCAAAACAGAAAAGAAAGGCUUUAUUUCCCACUUGUCUUCUGCAUCUUUUGCUGUUAUAGCAUCCAUGGAAUCUACACAAGACUGAUGUACAGACAUGCAUUUUCAAGUAAAUCAAAAAAAUG